CCAGGGGCCGCGGAGUUGUUCCACAACGCGAAGGGAGUGAAACUCCGAGGCGCGCGGGAGCCGGACGGCCUCCCGGGUCUCCGCGGAGACGAUGGCGGAGGAAGAAGGACCAACUAUAGAACUGCGCCAAAGAAAAAAGCCAAAGUCUUCAGAAAAUAAGGAGUCUGCCAAAGAAGAGAAAAUCAGUGUUACUCCUGUUCCUGAAAGAGCUCCAAAACAUGUGUUAUUUCAACGUUUUGCAAAGAUUUUCAUUGGCUGUCUUGCAGCAGUUACUAGUGGUAUGAUGUAUGCUCUCUACUUAUCAGCUUACCAUGAACGGAAAUUCUGGUUUUCCAACAGACAGGAGCUUGAACGGGAAAUCACAUUUCAGGGUGACAGUGCUAUUUAUUACUCCUACUAUAAAGAUAUGUUAAAGGCACCUUCAUUUGAAAGAGGUGUUUACGAACUGACACAUAAUAACAAAACUGUAUCUCUGAAGACUAUAAAUGCAGUACAGCAAAUGUCUCUAUAUCCAGAACUUAUUGCCAGCGUUUUAUAUCAAGCAACUGGUAGCAAUGAGAUGAUUGAGCCAGUUUAUUUCUAUAUUGGCAUUGUUUUUGGAUUGCAAGGAAUAUAUGUUACUGCAUUAUUUGUUACAAGUUGGCUUAUGAGUGGAACGUGGCUAGCAGGAAUGCUUACUGUUGCAUGGUUUAUUAUUAAUAGGGUAGAUACAACAAGAAUUGAAUACUCCAUUCCUUUAAGAGAAAACUGGGCACUACCAUAUUUCGCCUGUCAAGUUGCUGCACUUACAGGCUAUUUAAAAUGCAACUUAAAUUCUUAUGCAGAGAGGUUUUGCUACUUGUUGAUGAGUGCUUCAACUUACACCUUUAUGAUGAUGUGGGAGUAUAGCCAUUAUCUCUUGUUUCUUCAAGCAAUAUCUCUGUUCCUGCUAGAUAUCUUUUCAAUGGACCAAAGUGACAAGGUUCAUGAAGUAUAUAAAAUCUAUAUAUUUUCUCUCUUUCUGGGAUAUUUACUGCAGUUUGAGAAUCCAGCUUUAUUGGUAUCUCCUUUAUUAAGUUUAGUAGCAGCCUUAAUGCUUACUAAGUGCCUUCAGCUGAAUGUGAAGAAAGGAACUUUUAUAGCUAAAAUAAUGAAAGUGAUUAAUUUUUACUUGGUGUGCACUCUGACAGUGACAUUGAAUAUUAUAAUGAAGAUGUUUGUACCACACAAAGAAAAUGGACACAUGCUGAAAUUCCUUGAAGUAAAAUUUGGACUAAAUAUGACUAAGAAUUUUACAAUGAAUUGGCUCCUCUGUCAAGAGUCCCUCCAGGCACCAUCUCAAGAUUUUUUUUUGCGAUUGACACAAUCUUCUUUAUUACCAUUCUAUAUUUUAGUCUUAAUAAUUUGUCUUCUUUCUAUGACACAAGUUAUUAUUAGGAGAAUUAAUGGUAAAUCCCUGAAAGAAACUGUUACUCUUGAAGAUGGACGAAUUGGAGAAAGACCAGAAAUAAUAUAUCAUGUAAUUCACACUAUUUUAUUGGGUUCUCUUGCAAUGGUUAUAGAAGGCCUGAAAUAUAUUUGGACUCCUUAUGUGUGCAUGUUAGCAGCAUUUGGUGUAUGUUCCCCUGAACUUUGGAUGACACUUUUCAAGUGGCUUCGAUUAAGAACUAUACACCCAAUAUUGUUGGCUCUUAUUCUGAGCAUGGCUGUGCCCACUAUAAUAGGUCUCAGUUUAUGGAAAGAGUUCUUUCCAAGAUUAAUGACAGAAUUAACGGAACUACAGGAAUUCUAUGACCCAGAUACAGUGGAACUUAUGACCUGGAUAAAAAGGCAAGCUCCAAUUGCAGCUGUGUUUGCAGGGAGUCCACAGUUAAUGGGUGCAAUUAAAUUAUGCACUGGAUGGAUGGUGACAAGCUUGCCUCUUUAUAAUGAUGACGAUCUCCUCAAGAGAAAUGAAAAUAUUUACCAAAUCUAUUCAAAGCGAUCUGCUGAAGAUAUUUAUAAAAUACUGACAUCCUACAAAGCUAAUUAUCUAAUUGUGGAAGAUGCUAUCUGCAAUGAAGUGGGAACCAUGAGAGGUUGUAGGGUUAAAGAUUUGCUAGAUGUUGCAAAUGGCCACGUGGUUUGUGAAGAAGGUGACAAGUUAACCUACUCAAAAUAUGGACGAUUUUGUCAUGAGGUCAAAAUUAACUAUUCUCCAUAUGUGAAUUAUUUUACUAGAGUAUACUGGAACAGAUCCUAUUUUGUUUAUAAAAUCAACACUGUGAUAUCCUUUCAAUCUUGAAAAAUAAUAGAGCCUUCAUUUCAAAGACUUAUGCCACCUGAAGUAAAAUGAGAUUUUCUUUUACCUAUAUGGUGUCUGUUGCAAAUCAGAGUAUGGACAUUUGAAAUGCUGCUGCUCCUUUUUCCCUCCUGCUGUUAACUGAGUCCAGGAUUUUGUGGGAAACAGAAAAAUGUCAAAUCUAUCACUCCGCAAUAUUCCAGGCAGGUUUUUUCCUUAGUAUUACAUAGUCUUUAAAGAUUUACCUAUUGCAAGUUUCCCCAUGAAUCUUUCUAUCACAGUAUUGAUCUUGAAUUUGAAUUUGUCCUAUGUCUCAAAUGUAAUAUUUAAUUAAUACUUAAUGUGAUAUAGUUAUAUAAUACAAGGAAAGAUUAUUCUUCAACUUUCUGAAGGUAUUUGUUUAGUGGCUUAUAGCAACUAAAAUUUGACAAUAAAAACUAAUUUAAAUGUUAGUUGAAAAUAUGUAACAUUUAAAUUAAAAUGGAAAUUAUAUAAAAGAAAGUGAUUUUCAAGGAUAUACAUAAAUAUAUCCUGAAUUUGCCAUGAUACUGCUUUCAUCUUCUGCUGCUUAUACAAGUGAACACUUUCUUUGUAAUACAGGCGCAUGUUAUUGCAUUUUGUUAUUUUAUAACUAUUAAAACAAUUAUCUUUUUUCA
Molecule: messenger RNA, 2916 nt
Organism: Marmota flaviventris (yellow-bellied marmot)
Lineage: Eukaryota; Metazoa; Chordata; Mammalia; Rodentia; Sciuridae
Gene: Dpy19l4
Product: dpy-19 like 4
Cellular component (GO): nuclear inner membrane
Molecular function (GO): mannosyltransferase activity
Source: RefSeq, a predicted model, not a curated record